AUGUAUAACGCAAAAAUGAACCCGCAAUGUUCAAAAUGUAAGGCAGCAAUUAGGAAAUAUAACUACUCAGUCAAAGAGAUAGAAAGAAUGAGAAACGACUAUGCAGACUUAAAGAAAGAAGCAGAAAAGCCAGCAGAAGAUAAAAUGAACAUGUUAGAAUUUCUGAACAAAAACUAUCCAACAGCAGAAGAUUUCCUUCUAUCUGACGUCAAGAAGAAGUAUAAAGAGACUUUCGGUAUUGUUAAAACUUUUGACAUACUGACAGAAGAAAUAGAAGCUACGAAAUUGUUUAGGAUUUCAAAUAUACAUCGUACAAUUCAUGUAAAACGCUUGUGA
Molecule: messenger RNA, 336 nt
Organism: Trichomonas vaginalis G3
Lineage: Eukaryota; Parabasalia; Trichomonadida; Trichomonadidae
Product: organellar and viral DNA polymerase type B
Exons: 1
Coding region: 1-336 (111 amino acids)
Source: RefSeq, a predicted model, not a curated record